Molecule: messenger RNA, 1847 nt
Organism: Rhipicephalus sanguineus (brown dog tick)
Lineage: Eukaryota; Metazoa; Arthropoda; Arachnida; Ixodida; Ixodidae
Product: venom metalloproteinase antarease-like TtrivMP_A
Exons: 14
Coding region: 5-1645 (546 amino acids)
Biological process (GO): proteolysis
Molecular function (GO): metalloendopeptidase activity
Source: RefSeq, a predicted model, not a curated record
CGAUAUGUCGGGGAACUUUUAUCUGCCUGAGCUGACACUUGUAUACAGCAGUUUUCUAAUGACACCUCACAGAUAUCAGAAACGAAAUGCCGGUAUACGUUUAUUGGGCACAGAUUCAGUGAAUACAGAGUGGAUUGCACGCGAUAUGAUAGCACUUGCCUUGUUUAUAUGCAUCCCGCUGUGUUCCUCCGCACGAACAGAAUAUUUCGUGUACCCCGCAAUCGUAGAGCCACGGUCGACUGCAAGCAAUCUUGUUCUUCGUAUAAAUGAAGACAUCACUCUGAACCUCGAAAAAAGUGACGUACUGGCAGAGCAUCUGCUAUUCGUCACUGCCACCCGAGAAAGACAUGAAGUCGAAACAGUCGACACGUCCUCAAUACAAGACAAGCUGUACCAUGACCUCAAUGAGCAAUCAUCUCUUAUGGUAAAUCAAACUGAUGGAACCCUUCACGUUGAAGGCGUUGUCAACAGCAAGCUAAGAAUCAAGCCAAUACCUGAAGGGCAGCGUUCACUGCAAGGCCACGUGCUUCAUAGCUUAUAUGAAGUAAAAGAAAUAAAAGAAGAGUUGGUAAAAAUGGGAGCAUAUUCGAGGUAUUAUCCCGAAACAAAAGCACGACGCCAUCAAGUAGCAAGUGGGAAAAUUCAAGUGAUCUCUCCUGGAAGUCAUCAUCUCCCACGGGCUACCACGACGACUGCGACGACUACCAGAAGACUGAUGUUAGAAUUCGUGGUUGAAGUUCACAUAAUAUCCGAUGAAGAGCACUGCCAACAUUUCAGUUCAAGAAUGGAAUUGAUCAUUUACAUGGGAAUCAUGAUAAACGCGAUGCGUCUAAGAUACCUUGAGAUGACAGCACCUAUCAUUAAAUUCAAGCUUGUUGGUGUAACAAUGAGUAAGGAUGACACAUUCGCCAGCGUCAUUCUAGGCACCUUGGAGGCGUACGAGACGCUCGACAACUUGGAAAAAUAUUACGUACAGGGAAAUAUUCCAGAAAACCCCGACGUAGUGUACCUUAUGACAGGCCGAGACAUCUCCUCCACUAAGGGCGGAACUCUCGAAAGGGGGGUAGCUGGGCUCGCCAAUGUCGCUGGAGUCUGUACAGUCCGCAGAGUGGCUCUUGGCGAAGAUGUCGCUCUAUCCUAUGAAGGAGUUUAUGCAAUGGCCCACGAGAUUGCCCAUCUGCUUGGAGCACGACACGAUCCCAUGGUGUCCGAUGACUGCGCAUGGAAAUAUGGUUACCUCUUGAGUUACGAAGAAGGCGGCACCAACAAGUAUCGGCUCUCCCGCUGCAGCGAGGCUAGCAUAAGGGCCAACUUAGCGCGCCUCCCAUAUACUUGCAUACUGCAGAUGACAAGAGUGUAUAUAUCAUACGUGCGUAACUCCGGUGUCAUGCCGGGGCAGAAGGUUUCUUCAGCUCGAUAUUGCGAAUUGAUCUACAGAAGGUAUUUGAGAAGGAACAGAAUCCAAACCAAGGCCUACGCAGCAAUGCCCACAGAUUUAGCUGAAGUAUGCAAGAUGAAAUGUUGCUAUGACAGAUAUUAUAGAACAUGGUGCCGAACAGUCGAUGUUUUGGAUGGGAUGACAUGCGUAGGAGAACGCACAUGCAGAAGAGGAGUUUGUGCAAACCACACCAGGGCAGAAAAAUAAUUUUUAAAAAAGAGAGGACCAAGAGCCUUCAAGGGCAAAUUAAAAACACGUUAUUCCCACAACUUACUCCUGAGAUCAUUGGUAUAUUAGCCAAAUACUUUCCUGGAUUUGGUCAUUAAAAUUACAGAUACGCGCCGCGCACUCAAUGCACAACUAAAUAAAAUAUCGGUGGAUAGCAAUUUCAAGCCUUUCGCUUUUUGGU